AGUAAAAGUAUAUUCAUCUACAAAAGAAGGCUGUUUCAACAAACGACCACAAGUGGUUAAAAACAAUGUAAUCUACACCGUAUUGGGUAACAAAAAUCGUUUAAGAAACCUCCAGACAAUCUAAGUGAACGCGAAAGAAGAAAAUAUUAUGGGACUUUCCGUACUUCGAAGAAACUUGCCUGAGCCGCUUUCAGACUACACAAGCGACAUAAAAUUGGAUACAAACCCCAAAAAUAUCCCGCUUUGUAACCAUGAUUAUAGAGUUAUUGGUCGUGAAAGGGUAGAUAUGGCUAAUGUGGUAGUUCCUCGCCGACAAAAUAAUCUGAUAUCGAACAUAGGAUAUAUAUUUGACGAACCUGAUAACGGUUCCAAAACAAAAUCAAAUAUUCAAGAGACCAAUAAUAUUGUAAAUGUUUCACAAUCAAGCUUAGAGACCGCAGUAACGUCUGACCCAGAAUUCGAAUCGAGACUCCGAACAUUCGAAGAGUGGCCCAAUCCCCACGUGUCUAAGGAAAGUCUAGCAAAAGCGGGAUUUGUCUAUACCGGAGAAGAUGAUAUUGUCCAGUGCCCGGUAUGCAAAAUAGAGGGACACCGCUGGGUUUCUGGUGAUAUUCCAAUGGAGGAUCACAGGGUUUGGAGUCCAAAUUGCCCCUUUGUAAGACGUAAUAUAGAACACGAUCAUUCCGAGGGCGGUGCCAGAAGAUCAUUAGAUACUUGUGGUAUACGCGGCAUAGAAAUCUUCCCCAAUUCAAUUCCCGAGGACAAUAAAUUAGAUUACAAGCGAUUAGGCAUCCAUAAAAUUAAGUCGCCAGUUAACGAAGACAAAAUUACCGUAGAGAGCCGGUUAACCACUUUUGAGAAUUGGCCCAAAUCGUUAAAGCAAAAGCCCGCCGAGCUAGCAGAGGCAGGUUUCUACUAUACCGGCGUGGGGGAUCAGACGUUGUGCUUCUACUGUGGCGGGGGUCUCAAAGAUUGGGAAGAGGAUGACGAUCCCUGGGAACAGCACGCGCUGUGGUUCAGCAAAUGUAUAUUCGUGAUCCUGAAAAAGGGGGUGGACUACAUCGAGAAAGUUAAACGCGAGAAAGACUGUCAGCUCUCCCUGCCCUCCUCCAGCCAGGAGGCUAAAGCCAAAGAGGAGCCGGCUUCGGGUGCUCCGGAAUUAAGUGGGCAGUGCGAAAAGUUCGCGGGUAAAGAAUCCGAGGCAGCGGAAAAAACUCUGUGUAAGAUCUGCUUUAAGAAUGAAUUAGGUGUGGUAUUCUUGCCUUGUGGACAUAUUGUAGCUUGUGUGGAUUGUGCUGCCGCUUUAAAAACAUGUGCCGUCUGCAGGAGACCCUUAGAGGCUACGGUCAGGGCGUUCCUCUCAUAAACAGACACUCUAUCUCUAACUUGAUCACUCUAUUUCAAAAAACUUCUAGUUCUAGUCAAGUUUAUUUGAUUUUCAAAUUUAUGUUAAUAAAAAAUUACAUAGAAGGACUUUUUUUGUCUAAUAUUAGGAGAUAUAUUUUUAUACGAUCUCAGUACAAAUUCUAUUAUAAUAACUUUCUUAAUUUUAAGUCACACAGAACACUACGCUUCAUUUUAAAUUUAGAUGUAAGGUUUGAAACGCUUAAUACACCCCUACAUAGAUCAUUAAUGACUGCGAAUCAUAUCUCUUGUAAACUAAUAUCUACUAGUGAUCAACUAUUGUUUUUUCGAGACAUUUUUAUUAUACUGACGCAUCAAUUUUCAUGUAUGAUUGUCUGUAUGUUUCAUAAAGAAUAUAAUAUAAUUUAUAAUAA
Anoplophora glabripennis (Asian longhorned beetle) is the source of this 1778-nucleotide messenger RNA. RefSeq names its product death-associated inhibitor of apoptosis 2 (gene Diap1). The coding region runs from base 149 to 1366 and encodes 405 amino acids. Gene Ontology annotation, molecular function: ubiquitin protein ligase activity; cysteine-type endopeptidase inhibitor activity involved in apoptotic process. The transcript is spliced from 5 exons. Gene Ontology annotation, biological process: negative regulation of apoptotic process; regulation of cell cycle; positive regulation of protein ubiquitination. The record is from RefSeq and is a predicted model, not a curated record. Gene Ontology annotation, cellular component: cytoplasm; nucleus. Lineage: Eukaryota; Metazoa; Arthropoda; Insecta; Coleoptera; Cerambycidae.